Messenger RNA from Aureobasidium uvarum, 1782 nucleotides. Lineage: Eukaryota; Fungi; Ascomycota; Dothideomycetes; Dothideales; Saccotheciaceae. The record is from the annotation of a GenBank genome assembly.
AUGGCUGCACUACCCUUGACCCUCGCAGCCCCAGCGGCAGCAGCAUCGAUUGCCUACCUUCGAGCCAAAACCAGUUGGCCCAAUGACUACGACUUGCUCAAGGCCACCAUCGUCGGCGCGUUGUACGUCAGGAAGUGCGUCAAGAACGACCGCGUCAACCUCUUCUACGAACUCGAAAGACACGCCCUCGACCACAAGACACGCGACCACUCUUUCCUCGCCAUUCCACCGCAUAUCCCCAAAGACGUCUCCACCCCAGCAGACUUGAAGGGCUUGCGAGCAACAGAGUUGAGCUACAAACAUGUCUACGAGACAGUCUUGAAGUUCGCUGCAUGGCUGAAGCAAGAGCAUGGUGUUAAGAAGGGAGACAUGGUCGCCAUCAACUUUACCAACAAGCCUCAAUUCGUCUACCUGUGGUUUGCUCUCUUCUCGCUGGGCGCAAAGGCUGCUUUCAUCAACACAAACCUGCGCGGAAAGGCCAUGCUGCAUUGCGUCAAGGCUUGCGAGGCCAAGCUGUUCAUCGUGGACCCUGCCAUUCAAGAGGCGUUGACCGACGACGUCAAACAAGAGCUGGGAGACUCGGUAACGCCAGUCGUGCUAGAUGAGAUGAUCGAGAGCAGGAUCCUGGCGGCGACGGGGUUGAGAGUGCCUGAUGCAGAGCGAGGAGGAGCCCAGAUGACAGACACGGCUGUACUCAUCUUCACCUCUGGAACCACGGGCUUGCCCAAACCUGCUGUCGUCCCGUGGAAAAAGUUCCUGCUGUCUGGCAGGACCGUCAGCAACUGGCUCGGCAUCAAAUCCACAGACAGAUACUAUACUUACAUUGGCGAGAUGUGCCGCUACCUGCUCAGCACACCCCCUUCACCCUUUGAUCAAUCCCACACCAUCCGUAUGGCCUUUGGCAACGGCUUACGUCCAGACGUAUGGCAAAAGUUCAAGGAACGCUUCAACAUCCUCGAGAUUGCCGAAUUCUACUCUGCCACCGAAGCCGUGGGCGGCAGUUUCGUCAAGAGCAAGAACAAUUUUGGUCUAGGUGCCGUGGGAAGAGCGGGAACAGCCAUACAAGCACUCAUGGGCAGCCAGACCGCAAUCGUCAAACACGACGUCGAGACCGGCGAGCCCUACCGCAACACCUCCAACUUUUGCGAGCGGGUCGCUUCAGGAGAAUCAGGCGAAUACAUCAAUGCACUAGACCCCACCAACAUCCGCGACAAAUACGUGGGCUACUAUGGCAAUCAAAAAGCCUCCGACACCAAAAUUCUGCGCGACGUGUUCAAGAAGGGGGAUGCAUGGUACCGCUCCGGCGACCUGCUGCGCAAAGACUCCGACGGCCGCCUCUUCUUCGUCGACAGAAUCGGCGACACAUACCGCUGGAAGUCCGAAAACGUGAGCACAAACGAAGUCGCCGAAGCUUUGUCUACCUCCCCUCACAUUGACGAAAUCAAUGUGUAUGGCGUUGCCCUACCCAACCACGAUGGCCGCGCCGGCUGUGCGGCCGUAAUGCUAAAAUCUGCGCCUUCUGCGCAAGUGCUCAAGGAGAUUGCAGCACAUGCGCGAGACAAGAUGCCCAAGUUUGCGAUUCCGCUGUUUUUGAGGGUGGUGACUGCGUUUGAGGUCACUGGUACGGCGAAGUAUACUAAACAUGGAUUGAGAGAACAGGGGGCGGAUCCGAGUAAAGUUGGAGAGGAUGGAUUGUUUUGGUUGCCUGUGGGUGCGGAAGCGUACGAGGAGUUUGGUAAGAAGGAGUGGGAUAAUGUUGUAGGUGGUGGUGUUAAACUGUGA